AUUUUGUUCGCAAGUAUAAUCGUGAAUUUAAAAACCUUCAACAUGAAUAUGCUCGCAACUUAGACGAAUUGGAGGAAUUUAAACGUAAAUGCGCUCUUAAAUUUGAAGAAUUAUUUCCGAAUGAAUCUAGUCCCGAAUAUCGUAUUAAAUUUAAACAUUUUCAACGAGAAUGUGAUCUUGGCUGUGAGAAUUUUAAGGAAUUGCAAACUAAAUGCAAUCUUAACUUUGAUGAAAUCCAAAAAGAUUGUAAACAUGAAUUUGAAGAACUACAUA
Molecule: messenger RNA, 273 nt
Organism: Racocetra fulgida
Lineage: Eukaryota; Fungi; Glomeromycota; Glomeromycetes; Diversisporales; Gigasporaceae
Source: the annotation of a GenBank genome assembly